Messenger RNA from Gregarina niphandrodes, 1608 nucleotides. RefSeq lists its product as hypothetical. The coding region runs from base 1 to 1608 and encodes 535 amino acids. Lineage: Eukaryota; Apicomplexa; Conoidasida; Eugregarinorida; Gregarinidae. The transcript has a single exon. The record is from RefSeq and is a predicted model, not a curated record.
AUGACCCGUGAUGCAUGGCGUCAAGAUAAGUCUCGUCAGAAGCAGGGUCGUCAGAAGCAGGGUCGUCAGCAGGAGGGUCGUCAGGACGCAUUGGAAAGAGAUCGGAGAUUGGUUGCAUUGUGGAAGAGGGGUCUGUUGCCACCGAGAGGUCGUUUGGUACAGACUUCUGGAAUCGAAAGUACAGGUUCAGUGGACGUCAAGGUUUUGUUUGACGAUCCGAAGGACGUAGGCUAUAUUGAUUGGGAGAUGGGGCAUCCCCAGGAUGUUAGCAUCGAUAAGUACAUUACCGUAACUCAGAAUGGUAGACACUGCCUUACUGACAGCGUACGGAUUGGUAUUAUAGACGGCGUGUUGGACGUUACUCGCCCCCCUGCGGCUCAUUAUCGGGGUCGAGUAAUGCUCACAGUGGGUCGUACUCUGGGACACAUAUCCCCACAUAGCGAAUGGCUCUGGCCGGGCUUAUCUCCUCUACAAGUGAGUUUGUGCAAGCUAGCCCGAUGUCCUCAAUCCCACGAUUGUGAAGAAGACACAGACUCUCGAUUCACCCAACAGGGCUUAAGGAACGCGAGCGUGGUAGGCGCUAGACUGCUGGCAGGCGCAACUCCCGACGUGCCGCUACCCUCUCUAGAAGGUGCUUUGUCCACCGUCCCGGUACUGAUGCCUCCGGAACCAAAAGUAGAGAAUCUGAGAACGGAAUUGUCAUGUAUUACAGGUCGCGAGUUAUUCGAUGCCGCUGGCACCAAUGUCUCCUUGGCUUUUAUUAUCAGCUACUGGAACAAUGCAGAGUGGAUUCGAGCUCCGUUAAGUCAGGUGUUGAGUCGGAUGAGCCUGAAUGAGUUACUGGGUGUGUUCGAUCGGAGAUGGUCGGAGGAAUGGGCAAAGAAGGACCGGAUCGUGCGUUGUCAAAUUCGUCCCGGCAGUUACGUAUCCGGUACUGACUUCCAAGUAGGCGAUUCAUGCAGUCCGUAUCUGGAAAAGGUGGUCACUUCAAAGUUAGUAAAGAACGCUAUAUUUCGCUUGCUAACUUACCACAGCAAACGCUGUCUCCUUCAACAUGCCGUGCGCAGUGUUCCCGGACAAUUAGUUGACCGAUACGCACUGGGCGCUUUCGCUCGCAUAAAAUUCCAUCGCGAAGGACUGUAUAUCUGUGCAAACGGAGUCGACCUGAGUGUACCUCCCGGCUGCCAGUUCGUGUAUGGCCAAAUACCCAUCGGCAAUGGUAACCCUUCUGUCGCAAGCACGCCUGUUUGUUACGUAAGCACUUCGGACGACUCCCUUGAUAUGGUCAUGCUGUAUAAGAAAAACAGUAUUGCUAUACAGGUGGCCACCUGCUUCGCCAAGAAGGACGGAUCUCGAUUUGACUCCUUCGGUCCUUUCACUGAAGACGACUUGGACUACAAGAUUUAUGUCCGCCUAGCCUGCCGAUAUAACCCCAGCGACGCCCUCAACCUCAUUAAUGAUAGCCGCAGACCCAAAAGGACUCAAGUUCUCUUGAUAGGCCCACAUGACGAUCGGCUAGUAACCAACAGGAGUCUGGGACCUAGACUAAAAAGCUAUUUGGGGUCAUUCAUAUGUAAUGGCGGGAGAAGGGUCGACCAACUUUUUUAA